AUGGUUGUGGUCGUCAGCUGUGUGUUGCUGUUGCGUUUUAGGCACUUCGACUCGCUAUGGUCGCUUGCAACGAUGGAGUUCCUGGCCUGUUCGACUUACUACAUACUCACGUCGGUUGGUAUUGACACUGGUGGCGCUCAUGGUCACCCCUCCUACACUGUUGACAAAAGCAAGGCUGUAGUUUCAUGUGUCGGGAUCGAGCCAUCGCAAGCACUUCUACAUGACUAG
Molecule: messenger RNA, 228 nt
Organism: Peronospora matthiolae
Lineage: Eukaryota; Oomycota; Peronosporomycetes; Peronosporales; Peronosporaceae
Source: the annotation of a GenBank genome assembly